Messenger RNA from Aspergillus caelatus, 513 nucleotides. RefSeq lists its product as uncharacterized. The record is from RefSeq and is a predicted model, not a curated record. Lineage: Eukaryota; Fungi; Ascomycota; Eurotiomycetes; Eurotiales; Aspergillaceae. The transcript has 2 exons. The coding region runs from base 1 to 513 and encodes 170 amino acids.
AUGUACGUGCUGAAUUUCCACUACAAGGCCCAGACCGAUCUAUAUAACGAGCUGGUCCGGGAGGAGUGCGCGCGCGUACGGGAGAAUCUGGAGGAUGAUGGGAUCUCGGAUCUGGCCGGCGUGAUCACCGGCACCGGCUAUGUCGAUGAAUAUCCUCAGUGGUAUAGUACCUAUUUGUACUGCCGUCGGCGGGUGGAUGUGGAUGAGAAUAAGGUUAAUACUCCUAAUGCCCCCAAUAUCCAGAAUUGGGGAUGGCGGGUGGUCUUUGUCGAGGCUGAGCCGGCGAGCCCUCUUACUCCUCUAGUACUGUACGGGCGCAAGCCGCGGUUUGACUCGAUCCCUGAGUUUCUGGAUUGGUACUGGACCUGGCCGGACCAUCUGGAUGCGCGGGGCCUGCUGAGUCUUCGACGUCACGCAAAUAGAUGUGAAACUGAUUGUGAAUCAGACUGUGAUAUACACAGCUUUGUACCGGCUCCUUUCCCUCCGGGCUAUGAUGAGAAGGAACGUAUCUAG